AGUCUGCCUCUCCCCGGGUCUCUCUCUCUCUCUCUCUCUCUCUCUCUCUCUCUGUCUCUCCCCGGGCCCGCCUGUCCCCGGGUCUGGGCGUCCGGGCCCCCAGCCGGUGUGAGCGGCUGGCACUGCCCGGGGGCAUGGGGCCCAUCCAGCUGGGGCAGGGGCAGGGCCUGGGGGUGGUCCUCGUCCUCAUCCAGGCCCUGCUCCUUGUCCUCGGCCCCGUCCUGGGCCCCACCCGGGCCUUCCCCACCCCCGACGGCGGUACAGACAAGGCCAAACACAACAGAGAAUUAAGUGUAGAAAGACCCUUGGAAGAACAGAUCGCUGAAGCCGAAGCAGACAGGAUCCGCAAAGCAGUCCCCACAGAAAACCAGGCCGGGGGAAGAAAUGACUCCUUGGUGGAUGACUCUAACUUCCUAAAGGCUUUAGUACACAAGGAGAGAGAUGGAACAGAGGGAGCAACUGGAAGAAAAUCCCCUUCCGAUAAGCAAUCGGUCCCUGAUGACACAGACUCCACCAAGGGCUGGAGGCUGAGAGAGGAAGAUGACGCUACUAAAAGCGGACAGGAUUAUCCAUCUCAAGAUGACCUAGGUGGUCUUCGCCGGUUACACGGAACCCCUUUGACCGCCGAAGACGUCGUCCAGAAGAUCGCGAGCAGAAUCUACGAGGAGAAUGACAGAGGAGUGUUUGACAAGAUUGUUUCCAAACUUCUCCGCCUUGGUCUGAUCACGGAGGGCCAGGCAUCCAUGCUGGAAGAUGAAGUGGCCAAGGUCUUACAGAAGUUAAUAUCCAACCAGGCAGAGGACAGCCAGGAGCUGUCGGAGGGGCCGAAUCACCUUUCAACCCCAGGCCAGGCCGAAAAAAUCACACCGGAGGACUUGGGGCCCGAGGUCCAGACCGUGUCCAGCUGGGAUGGCUUCACGAACGGGGAAACUGAUGCCACGGCAGAUGCCCCCUGGGUCCCUCCUGGAAGCUUGGAAAGAAGGAACCAGAUCUCCGCCCGAGACAGCUUUGAGGACUUGCAGUAUUUCCCCAAUUUUGACACCCUGCUCCAAAGUAUUGACUCAGAGAAAGAGGCCGAGGAGAAAGAAACCCUCAUCACUAUCAUGAAGACGUUGAUUGACUUUGUGAAGAUGAUGGUAAAAUAUGGCACCAUUUCUCCGGAAGAAGGAGUUUCCUACCUAGAGAACCUGGAUGCAAUGAUUGCCCUUCAGACGAAGAAUAAACUGGACAAGAACACGACGAGUAACCGAAAUGAGCUUCCGGAAGGGAAAAAUCCUGAAGAGGCAGACAGCACCAAGGAAGAAGCGGCCAAAAUGGAAAAGGAGACGGAAACGCACCAGGAUUCCACCAAGAACGAAGAUCCGGGCCCAGCUGGGAAUGGUCACCAAACGAGAGGGAAAACUGAGGCAUAUUUGGAAGCAAUCCGGAAGAGCAUCGAGUGGCUGAAGAAAUCCAAUAAACCGGGGAAUAGAGAAGACCUCGACCUCUCCAAGCUGAGGAGCUUCGUCGGCCAGCAGGUCGACGCGUACGUGCUCGAAGGCAUCCUGGACCCGAAGGAGGCGGAGCUGAUCAAACGGAUCUACAGCAGCCUGUAGGGAGUGGGACCCGUCCCCCUUGCCCCCAGGCCCGGACGACUGCCCACCAGCCCACCCACCCACUGACCCACCAGCCCAGAGCCCCUGCCCAUUCUCCUGCUCCCACCGGAAUUCGUUUCCCCUCAGUAGGAGUCCUUAGAUAUGGCUAAAUUGGUCUCAUUCUGGAUCUUUCCUAGUUCCCCCGUUCCCCGGCCUGAGCAUUCGAGGUCCCGAGAGGCCUCCCCGGGACGCUAAGGACGGGUUUGGAGCCGGCAAAAAUGCAUUUUGAGCCCCCUCCCCCAAGCCGGCUUGUUGUCCACCUUGGAUUUGUUCCCUUAAAGGUGGCCAUGGUAGCCUCUCA
Tachyglossus aculeatus (Australian echidna) is the source of this 1935-nucleotide messenger RNA. It is a transcript of the gene SCG3, whose product is annotated as secretogranin III. Gene Ontology annotation, biological process: protein localization to secretory granule. Gene Ontology annotation, cellular component: secretory granule membrane. Lineage: Eukaryota; Metazoa; Chordata; Mammalia; Monotremata; Tachyglossidae. The record is from RefSeq and is a predicted model, not a curated record. The coding region runs from base 135 to 1595 and encodes 486 amino acids. The transcript has 12 exons.